GUCACUUUCAGUGCUCCUCAGUGCUGUGAAAUGUGGGUGUGCAAUGUAAUGAUUGGGUCAUUGUAAUGUUAAACGAUUUAUUCCCCAACCUACGCGCUUGGAGAGAGUAUUUUCUGUUCCAAUCGUCAAUGAAAAGGCGUGACUAUCCGAAAUAUUCGACGAAUAGUGAAAAACGGGCGGGAACUGGAGGUACUGGUUGAGGUCUUUUGCCUAGGUAGGCUGCAGCGUGUGUUUAUUGAUGAGAUGAAAGAAGAUGGAAGUGAGAAAUGAAACAAAGUAAAAAAAUAUAUUAAAAAACUCAUACUCUUGCCUGGUGAAAAACGGGGAAGGAGUGACGGGCAAUCGCAACAACAGCACGAAAACAAGUUUAGAGUAAAAGUUUUCGAAGAAAGUUAUCAAGGGCUGAUCACAGAGGCUACGAUCAAUUUGAAUAAAUUCUGUUUGAGACUGAUUUGAAUUCUUGAAAAGGGUACCAAUAAAUGUGGCAAGGUGAUAUUAGGUGCAAGGGGAUGACCGAGCGGGUUCACAACAUAAAUCUCCACAACUUCAGUAAUUCUGUACUCGAGACCCUCAAUGAGCAGCGUAACCGCGGACACUUCUGUGACGUGACCGUUCGCAUCCACGGGAGCAUGCUGCGAGCCCACCGGUGCGUGCUUGCUGCUGGGAGCCCUUUCUUUCAGGACAAGCUACUCCUAGGAUACAGUGACAUUGAGAUCCCUUCUGUAGUAUCAGUACAGUCCAUUCAGAAGCUGAUCGACUUCAUGUACAGCGGGGUACUGCGCGUCUCGCAGUCCGAAGCCUUACAGAUCCUUACCGCUGCCAGCAUUUUGCAGAUAAAAACUGUCAUUGAUGAGUGCACUCGCAUAGUCUCACAGAAUGUGGUCUUGGGUGGGGCUAGUGGCUUCCCCUUCAUUCGAGAGGACUCUGUACAGGAGACCCCCAGAGGUACCCCAGAGUCAGGAAGUUCGGGGCCUAUCAGCGACACGGAGUCGGGGUACAUGCAGCCUUCAUCGCAGCAAAGUUUGGAGCGUGUCUAUACGUCGCUCUACUCCUGCUCAAGCAUCUCACUGCAGAACGGCACUCGGGAGCAGUCGUUCUUCGGCGGAUCCAUCGUAGGCAGCUAUGACUCUGCCUCCGCAGCACAGAAAGACCAGAACGGACAGGAUCCAUCUUGGGUUACUCGCAUCCACGAAAGGACGCAGCAGAUGGAGCGUUUUCUCUCAACCCCGGAAACCACCCAUUGUCGGAAACAACCGCGACCGGUGCGCCUUAAGACAGACAGCAUGCACAUAAAGCAGGAGGUGGAGGAUGAUUACGGCUGUUUCGGACAAGGCCGGGAGCUGGAGGAAUGCGUGGAGGACGCUGAUCAAACCGAAGGAGCUGAAAGUGAGCCCAAGGGAGAGAGCUUUGACUCUGGCGUAAGUUCAUCCAUCGGCACAGAGCCUGACACAAUGGAACAACAAUACUUGUCAGGCUUUGGAAGAGAAGGUACUGGGGAGGUCCUGCAAGGGGACGAGCCUCCUUUACAAAUAGAGGUGACUGACUCCUCCCCAGAACAGAUGAAUGAUGUUGACGAUAGAGGCACAUCACAUAACACAGGGGAGCUUAGUCUCGGGCAGACGCCUGCAAAUCCCAUCAUAUCGCAGUCGCUGCCCAGUACACAGCUCUACAUACGUCAACCCGACUCUCUUACCAGCAACCUGAGAAUGCCUCUGACCUUGACCAGUAACACCCAGGUCAUGGGAACCGCUGGGAACACCUACUUGCCCACUCUCUUUGCCACACAGUCAGCUGGAGGCAACAAGCCCUUUCUGUUUAGCCUACCGCAGUCUAUGGGGGGCCAGCAGCCCCAGUUUGUGGCCGUGCCUCCUUCCAGUAUGCCCCCUUUUCCUAACCAGAUCGCAGCCCAGCAGCCCUCGACGCCGCAACAAGUUGGUGGAGGAAUGGGCCAGGGUGAGAAGAAGCCCUACGAAUGCACUCUCUGCAGCAAAACAUUUACUGCCAAACAGAACUAUGUAAAACACAUGUUUGUGCACACCGGUGAGAAACCGCACCAGUGUAGCAUCUGCUGGCGCUCGUUUUCCCUGAAGGAUUACCUAAUAAAACACAUGGUGACACAUACAGGGGUGCGAGCCUAUCAGUGCAGCAUCUGCAACAAGCGCUUUACCCAGAAGAGCUCUCUCAACGUACACAUGCGCCUGCACCGCGGAGAGAAGUCCUACGAGUGUUACGUUUGCAAGAAGAAGUUCUCCCACAAAACCCUGCUGGAAAGACACAUGGCACUACACAGCACAGGUGGGAGCGGAAUGACAGGGGUCCCCGGGGCAGGGCCGGGGACGGGAGCAGGGGCGGGAAGCCCCGUCUCCAUUCCGGUGCCCAUGGCUGUCUCAGAACCUGGUGCUGGAGCUGUGACCCUCUCCAUGCCUUUGAGCGGAGGAGCCGGAGUGGGGGUGGCGGCGGGGGUCGGCCCGGCGGGCAUGGGCGUGGCGGCAGAGGCUAGCUGCCAGGAGGGCACCACUUACGUGUGUUCCGUCUGCCCGGCCAAGUUUGACCAAAUUGAGCACUUCAAUGACCACAUGCGAAUGCAUGUGUCUGACGGAUAAGUACAAAGCAACGAGGACUUACAGAAAGGCACUAGAUUUUAUUUUAUUUUUUUUCCUUAUUUUGGGGUAUGAAGAGAAAUGAGUAUAGACACUGGCACAUUGUGUUUCCCAGACAAAACUAAAUUCUUUUUUGGUACUCUAAAAAAAAAACAAAGGAUGGUGGCCUUAAGGCUUUUGUAGUUCAGCGUCGGUCCACUGGAUGGACUCCUCACUACAGGGCCUCCAAAUGUAUCCUUUCCUCCAAUAGUCAUUUAUGUGUUGAACACCACCAAAAGGCCUACUAUCGCUAAAAAACAAUAUACACAAAUUUAUAUACACAAGCACACACACGAAACACACAAAUACCCAUAAAGCAUUGCAAAAGUAGACAUUUUCCUAUACAGACCAUUUUGGGCACUCUAUGAGUCCAAACGUACUGUGGUAUGUGGCUUCCUUCAAAAGAAUUUUUAAGUACCUGGCUUGUACUUUGAUUAAUUUUAAAAAUAUUGAUGGUCACAAAUUUGCCUUUUGUAUAGAAUAAGAAAAGGGGAGUUAUCAGUAUGACACUGGGUUAUUUAUUAUAAUGCUAUUAAGGGUUUACAUUGCAGCUAUUGUUAGAUACAAGUCAAUUUUCGUAAUUGUACAAUGUAACUUCCUGAAAGUGGUAUAAGAGUGAUCGUUCACUUCUUUGAUGCAUUUUGAUGGUUCUGGGAAAGUUUACGAGAUAGCAAUUUGUUUAUGUAACAGUAUUUCAGCAUUUUUUUUUGCUUACACUGCCACUAAUACCUUAGAAGACUGUUAAGGCUAAUUAUUGACCUCUUCCAGUUAGAAAAUGUGAGCUUAGAAGAGUAGAAAGUUUUAAAAUAGAGGUUUUUUUUAAUCAUUUUUAUAUUUUUGUUUAAGGACAUUAAGUUUGCAGUUUGGGCAGCAUUAUACUUGUAUAUGCCGCCAAUUAUUGUCUUCAUUUUAAUUGCUGCUCCUUUAUUGCAUUAAUUAACUUGCUUCAGACUGUUAUCAGCUGCUGUUUCCAUUUUUGUUUUUAAUCAUGGUUUUCAGAUUCACUUAAAGGUUUACCAAGAAUGAAGAUCACAGCAGUAGUCUGGAUUAGAUCAAGAAUUAUCAUGUUCAUUUUAAUUUCCCACAAAAAGAAAAACUACAACUGUCUCUGAAAACCUCUGCUUUUCCUCUUAGCAACUGCAUGACUGAUGACUAGGCAGUUCAAAGUAAAUGCACUACUUCUGAUACACUAGCACCACCUGGUGGAUAAAAGGGGAGUCUGUUUUUCUUAGGAGAAAAUAAACUCAAGGAUACAGAAGGAAGGCCUUUUUAUUCCAAUUUUUCAUAUUAUUAUUAUUAUCAUUAUUAUUAUUAUUAUUAUUAUUGCUGUUGUUGAUGUUAUUGUUAUUGGUGUUGUUUUGUGAUUAAUAAUUAUAAUGGCAAUGACAAUAAUAAUAAUAAUAAUAGCAGUUGUAUUAUAUGAUUUGCUUUCAGAAUAUAACAAACCAUGAAGAUGGAUAUCACAAUUACAUAAUAAGUACAUUCCCAUUUUUGGAAGUUCACAUAGAAAUACAAAGGCCGGAGUAUGACGUCAUGAAUUUAAUGGGUUAUUUAUGUGUCACUCAAUCACUCGGAUACUUGUUGCUUGUUGUAUUCCAUCAAGGCAAAGAAAUAAUGUUUCUGAAAAACACAACUGCCUAUGGUUAAAAUCUACAGAUUUUUUGCUCAUUAUUUGAGUAAUGGAUAUAUGUUGGAUAAUCUAGGAAAAAAAAAUCAUUACAGGCUGCAAUUAGUGUGACGUUUCCUUUUAGGAAAUUUGCUAAAUUCUAGACGAAAACAGUGCAGCUUUGCACAUAUCUUGCAAAUGCCUGUGCUUAAAUAUUGUUUAGUUUAAUAAAGGAAUUCUGGUGUUUUAUUAAUUUUUAAAUUAAAUAUUUUUCUUUAAAGCUUGAGAGAAGGACUGCAUUGUUUCCUUGCAUAUAUGUUGCACUGCUUAAACCAAUAAGUGCACUACUGUUACCAGAGUUGUUAUAGUUUUAGAGAAAAAUAAUAUUUUUUUUAAUUAAUGUUUUUAAGAUUUAGAAUUCAUUUUGUGUUAGAAUAGCUUUGUUCUUUUUAUAUAAAGUAAAUGUUUCUUAGCUUUUGUUAUUUCUUGCUAUGUAUGUAUUCACUUGUGCAGUAUUUGUGCAAGCAUUUUCCUUUGAAUCUGAACCAUUUUGUGACGUUAGGAUUUUUAUUCUCAUUUCUUCCUGUUCUUUUCAGUUAAUUCCCCAUUAACAGCAGUUAUUGUCAUGCGUUAGGUAGAGCAGUUCUGUUUUAAUAGCAUUCAUACCAAACUCUGUAAAGCACACACAAAAAACGAAAAAAAAUCUAGUUAGAAAGAAAAAAAAAAAAAUCAUACUCACUGUUUUUCUGCACGUGUGGCUAUACCUGAUGCUAUGUAGUUUAUGAUCAGUUUUUUGUACAGCAUUUCACAUUCGCUCUGGAAAAUGUGUACGCUUCUGUUUGUGUGACUGUAUGUAUGUAUGUGUGUGAGAGAGAGAACGUGAUGUAUUUGUCCUGGUCCAGGUGUGAUUUCUGAAAAGUGGGGCUUCCUUUGCAAUAUACAGUGCAGGUACUGAUGAGAGAUAGCUGUCCUAGAUAUAUCACUGUUCUCAGCAUCACUGAUUAUGUGCAGUGUCUUGUAAUGCACAGCUUUGAACUCCUCCGUGAAAACUUUAAAUAGGCCUUUUGUUAACCCUGCCCUUUCAUUGAAUGAAAAUAAAUAUUUUCCAUGUUAAGUCCUGUUUUAGUUUUGCUGAAUUUUAACUGGAUACAGAAAGUAGCAUUUAGAAAGACCCUAUUGCACUAAAUAUGUUUAAAUAUAUCCAGCUAUUUAAAAUGGAAAAUUGAACAUGUCUAGUAACUCGUUUAUUAAAAUACCAAAUUCACACUCUGUGGUGGCUUCAUCUAGUAAUGUGACACACAUUUCUGUGUGUUUUGUUUUCCGUUUUAGAAGGUGUAUCUAUGUAAUGUAAAAAAUAACAAAAACAAAAAAACUGACCACAACUGUAACUUUCGUAAGCUAAUGUGUGUGGGUAUUCUUACAAUCCAUAAACUGUGACUGCCUUCAGUACAGUAAAAUUGCCAGAGAUACAUUUAAAGUUUCCAUUAUGGAUAUUUUACUGUGUCAUUAUCUGAUUAUUCUGAUUUUUAAAGUUCAUUAUAACAAAUUUUGCCAAGAAUUUUGAGAAUAUUUUGAAAGGUCAUGGCAGUGGCGCUGCAUUUUAGGACAAAACCAUGAAAUUUAUAGUUAUUGGAGUUAAAUUCAUACGUUAUGCAAUGCUUACAGCACUUAAUUUACUUUAUAUUUCUGAGCAGUAAUAUAUGGUGCCUGUGUUGACCCAGCCUUACAUUGUCCUUAAAUUUAAGUAAGCAUUCACAACAAAGGUGAAUUAUGGGGGGAAAAAAUAUAAAUUUGAACUAUAUAACUAGAGGAAAAAAGUUAAGUGGUGAUGUAUAUAUCACCAUGUGAACGAGAAAAGUCUACUAAUAUGCAGAUGCCUUAUUAUAAAACCAUUGAAAACUAAUAACUGGAAAGCAUAGGUGAAAUGAGCCUUAACUAUAGACAAACAGCUUUCAAGCAUAAAAUAUAUGCAAUCAGUAUUCCUUUUUGUAAAAAAAAAAAAAAGAAAAUUCCUUGACACUUGAAACUUGAGGCACUACCACAAAGAUCAUAAAAUUGUCACUGCCAGCGGUAGUGUGUAAAUCAGAACCCAGAAGUAUAUCUAUUAUAUAUAUAUAUAUAAUAGAUAUAUCGAUAUAGCGAUAUAUCUCAUCAGCGUUUUUUCUUUCAAAAAUCCCACAAACAUAUUAUUGUGCAUUUUAUUUAUCGUUAGUAAAAGGAGACACCUAAGUAACGUGAGUAAACUUUUUCUUUCUUUUUUUUUUUUACUUUGGCUAUUUAAAGAAAUACCUUGUUUCUAUUUCCACAUAAUUAUCAACAGAAUUACAGCCCAAAAAAAUCAGUGGAUGCUAUGAAAUUUGUUCAUCCUAUAAAAUAGUCAUAGGGCUCUCACCUUGUCUUAAAAACAAAAACACUUAAAUCUAUCAUUUCUUCAAGAUUCUUCUUAUGUAAAUCUACUUAGGUCUCUCAUAGUGUUAGAAACUCAUUGUUCAUUCAUUGAAGUUGAUAUACUGCCAAAUUGAAGCGUAAUGGUGUCUUAUUUGUAGGCUAUUUUUUUCCCCACGGACAGGAAACACGUCUCUCACCUGUUUGUUUAUUAAUAAUAACCCCUCUCAUUAGAAAAAUGGACAGCAAGCUUACUCACAGUCUGAUUAUGCUGCUUUAGCGAUGGUUAGAGAUCAUUGACAUUGAUGUGAUAAUUGUUUGUUACAUAUUCUACCGCAUGUUACUGUGUUACAUGUAUGGCCUGAGCUUUUAAAACUUGAAGAUAAAAAAAAAAAAUCUCUCUCCAUUUUCCUCAGACCCAAAUUUUCUACAUAAAUAUUUAUUAAUAGGCAUAGCCUCUUUCAGGUACUUUUUUCAGCCUUGAGUGAAACUUAAAACUGAAAUCAAUAACUUAACACAAUAAUUGCUGGAUGAGUAGAAUGGAUUGGCGCGUCCUGCUGUAAGUGAAACGGCUGCAUUUAGCGCAUGUGAGUUACAUUUAGAGGGUACCUAUUUGACCUGAGGUCAGAAAGCAUCCGAGCGACUGAUAUUAUCUCAUCAGGUCAAUAUUUGAAAGAAACAAACUGAUGCUCAAUUUUGACAUUAUUGAUAUAAGUAAGGAAAGUGCUACAGAACAGCUGCACAUACUCCAAAUGUACAAUGUAGACCUUAAAUAUUUUAAGUCGUAUGUUUUUAAUUUAAACAAACCUCCACUGAUACAAAUAGGUUUUUAAUCAUUACUUUUUGUGUUGUUUUUUCAUACAUUUACGGAACACAUUCAUAUAAAUAAUUUAGCAAAAAAUACGUUCUCUGUUUUAACCAAAACAUUAUUUGGUCUUGCAUGUUGUACUGUAUUUACAUAAGAUAGACAAACAUUGUAUAUAUACACAAUUUGCUUAAUACUUUUUGUGCAGUGAAUUUGAAUUAUAUUUGUCUAUUAUUUGUUUAGCUGUAGUUUUCCUCUAUAUUGGUUUUCUUUGCAUUUAUGAAAUUGCAGUAACUAGAUUUUUGAAUACAGUAUUUAGUGGGUAAAGGAUAAUAAGCCAUUAAUGUCUCUACAUGGGCAAACUUUCAGAUAUGGAAGUUUUUUCUGUAUGAAAUUGGACAAGACUGAAAGUUAACAUUUUGCACUGAAUGCAAAGAAAAUUGUUGCUGAGAUAAAUUUAAAUUGAGGACAAUAUGAAAAAAAUGUAUGCGUUUAAUUUCUGCAUGGUGAAAUCAUUUUGUAUAUCCUGAUUUCACAGCGUCAUGGAAAUAUCCCCUGAUUUGGAAUUAUGGCAUAAUAAUAAUAAAAAUAAUAAUAAUAAUAAUAAUAAUAAUAAUAAUAAUACUAGUUGGUUUAACUGCACUAAAAGUCACAUUUUAGCACUUAGGUGAGCAGAUCUUCCUAUUUUAAAACAUGAAAUUUAACAUGGAUUGUCUUUUGGGAUACCUGUUAGUCUUUUGGCAUACCUGUUAGUAGCUGACAUACCCAUAAAAGUAACUGUUAACUUAACGGUGAGAUUGAUUGAUUAUUUUAGUUUUUCUGUUUGUGUGUGGCUGAUGUUUUUUCUACGUGAUUUUAUCUGCUUCUAAUUUGAUUUGUAUUAAAUGACUAUGGUAAAUAUCUACAAUUCUCAGUAUAGCAUUAUGUACCAGUUUAAUUAAUGGACACCAUUACUAUUUACUUCAGUAGUACCACUUCACAAGCCAAUAAACUCAUAUUUUGUAUUUACACAACUCUUUUACUAUGGAACACUUUUUACAGGCACUAAACUUUUUAUCCAUCAACAUAUCUUACAGAUUAUAAGGAUGGCUUAAGAUGUAAUACUUUCUUGCAAGCUUUUAUAAACUAGUGUUAAAGUAUAUUGGUAGUCUAUGUAUCAAGUGCCUAUUUGUAUAGAAUAAAGUCAUUUUCCUUAGUAGAUGUUUAAAAUAUCACAAUUUACCAUUCAGCAUAUAAUUGUAACAUGUAUUCUAAUGUACAGUAUACAUUUAGAAAACGUUGGCAAGUUUUUUUUUUCCGAGAAAUCGAUACUUACAAGUCUAUCUAGAAAUAACCGGUCGUCAUACUUCUAAAUUAUGAAGCAGCAAUAAGAAACAAACUGGCAUAUGGAUCUUUUUAUUUAAACAAAUGUGUAUUUUAGUGGAAUAAGCAGUGCAUGUUUACGUUUGGAUGGAGACAACAUUGCAACAUUUAAGUAUUUUUAUUUAUAUCCUGUUUGAUAUAUUUACCAUUGAUCGCUGAUUUUAGCUCUGUAAUUUCCCUGACUUCUCACAUGUCACAUUUUUGAACAUUGUGCAGUUAUUAAUGUGCCAUUUCUCUUUGCUCUUCCUUACAAUAAUAAUAUUUGAUGGUGCAGAAUAACCAAAGCAGGAUCAUUAACAAGAUUUUUGUUGAUCUUUCCUAAUUAAUAUUUUUUAUAUUUGGUUAUUGUUGAAUCUAGCUGACAAUAACAGUAGGUGUAAAUUUUAAAACUGUAUACUUCCCUCAAAUAAUUAUUUAUUUAAAAUAUCAUUUUAGUUUAGUUUUUUUUUUUUUUUAAAUCAUGUUUACUGUGUUUUUACUUUUUGGAUGUUUCUCCCCUAGCAAGUCAUAAUUAAGAAUUAUGACAUCAUGUAUCUUUAAGAAAAUCAUCUGUUUCUUUAAAGCUGUGCUUUUGCCCUUAAUGUUAAUAAUGGUAAUAAACAAUACAGUUAUUUUCAGUAAUUUUUAAAUAUAUAUUGAUUCCAAAAGUUACUGCAAUCACAAUUGUUACAGAAGAGAAACAGCAAAGGAGGUCUAACUGAAGAGUGGGUUAACUCACAGUCAUAAUCAAUAGUGCAUUCAUUUCAGUGCUUUGUGAAAUAACAAAUACAAAUUUUAUUGUAUCCCGAACCACAACAUUUAUGUUUGUAUAACUAACUUGAAACAUGCAUAACUUUACUGCCCGGAAGUCAUUUCUCAGAAAUUGCAUGAAUAUGCUUAAAUAUACACACAUAUGAAAGUCCUUGUACUUAAAACCUUGACCUGGACCCACGGAAGCACGACAGUACGCUCUUCCUACAGGUCUUUUGGCAUCAUCACAGUUUUCACUCAAACUGUUUUCAUAAUACAUCAUGGGCAUCCCAUGAAGCCAUUAAAAUUUGUAACCUUUUUAGAGAUUCAUAGUAUCUUUUCCCGAAUUAAUAAAUCCAACACAACUUCAGAUUCAGUUAUUCAAAUCAUUUAAUCUGAUUUUACCUACUGUGAAUUACAAUAUGAGCAGUUUCAAAAUGAUAUAUUAAAAAAAAUGAACAAAGUACAAGGAAACAUGACAACAAUGUAACUGAAAGUCAUUGUUUUGGGGAGAAACAUUAUAGGUUUUAUCAGUACAAAGUGUAAUGUAUCCUAACCUUCUCUACAUGUGAUUUAGAAUCGAUUGAUUUAGGUCCUGCGUAUGAUUUUUGAUUCAUCAUAUCAAAUAUAUAAACAGAUAUCCUGUGCAAAGAACAAUUGAUUACAUUUAUUUAAUAUGACAUAUGAUAUACUUCUGUAUUACUUCCAGAACUGAAAAAAAAGUUAAGAUUUACAUAUUGUGUGCAAGCAAUCAAAUUCUGAUAACAGUUGAGACUAAAAAGGUUUAAUAACAGCCAUUAAACUUUUGAAGCAUCUUCAUUUAAUUAAGCAAAUUUCUCUAAUAGUGAGUAGGAGCAGUGUUUGAGAAUUUCUGUUUUGUACUUUUUUUAUUCAAUGUAGCAUUUCGGCCUAAGUGUUACAUCAUUAUUUCCAGAAAAGAACAGUAUUUGAAAAAUAUGACACCCCCCCCCCCACAAGCACGCAGAGUGAAACUGCUUUGAUAUGAAUUUAUAAAGUCAUAUCUCAUGAUAAAAUGUAUUCCGAUUUGGUGCAGAAUAUACAGUAUAUAACUGAAACGUAUAUUUAUAUAAAAAAAGGAUUUUGGGUGCAGUUCAGUUUGAUCAGUUUUAUGUAGAAUAUAGUUUCUUGUAAUAAUAUGUUAAACAAUUAGACUGAACUCCAAUCUAAGUCCAACUGAAAAGAAUGAAUAUAUGAAUGUUAAUUGAAGUUCCAUGUAGAAUCCAAAUAAAUGUCAUAUAUAUAUAUAUAUAUAUAUGUUGUCUAACCAAGAAUGUUCCCAUCAACUGAGCUCCCCAUCAGGUAUUUUGCAGUCAUAAAUCCCUUUAAGGAACUGACCUCUUGAUUCUUGAAUGUUGACAAAAGUAUAUUAUGUAUUUUUCAUACAUUUAUUUUUUGUUGUGAUUUCAGUAUAACUGUAAUAUCUCAUGUUAUUUUAAGAAAGGCUAUAGGUACCAGAGUCAAAAUUUGUCUUCAGAGUAGGAUGUCAUACAGGAAGUUUGCAGACAUUGUGCAAACACUGUGCAUUAUUUUCUUUCAAUGCCACAGAAAUAAUGACAUGAAAAUUAUGUGAAAGUUAUGCCCUUUAAACCAACAGUGCAAUAGAUAGUGAUGUCAGCUUAUACAAAAGAUAAAAACUUCAUUUGUUUCAUUAGUUAAAUGACCAAAAAUACGUAGCAAAUUUGACCACCAAUAUUGUCUGUGCCUUAUUCAGUAUCAAUAUUUAGUAAUACAGUAGUUUGAGCAUCUAUAAAUCACCUGUCUUCACCAAGUCAUUAUUUGAAAAUAAAUACAUUUAUUUUAUACAAGGUGGCCCAGAGGAAACUAUCCCAAAACACUGAAAUCUGGGUUUGAGAGAAAAAAAACACAAAUCAAACACAGAAUUUUUUUGACCAGUACUUUAAGUUGUAGAAAUGAACAGAUAAAUAAAAAUGCAAGUUAUAUAUUGUUUUUUAUGAAAAAUAUUUGACAGAUAUUCAGAUGAAAUUUCUUCGGUUUAAUAUGGAUUCCACAUGAUGCUGGGCUAUUAUAUAAUUUCUUUAUACUGUUGAUGCCAGAAUGCUGCCUUUUAUUUUUACUUGAAGUGACUUGAAUUCUGAGUAACUGCUAACAAUGAGCACACAUUUAAUUAAAGCUAAUUCAUUUAGACCUGGACAUUUCAAAUCUUAGUCAAAGGUUGUUUUCCCACACACCUACCUGUAAGCUUUUGCUGUUAGGUGAGGGAAUUAAGUAAGUGCAUAGCUCCAAGUGUCUGCUCUGAAAUGACUUGUUUCCGCGGUUGUUAAGUUUAUGCUGAAAUGCGAGUUAGUUAGUGUUUUAAUACUGUAUGACAGUAUUGUGGUAUAGAAUGUACCCUUGAUGGCCUAUACCCAUGAGAGUACAACAUACAUAGAAUGAAACAGUGAAAGGAUGCAAGCACUUUGUUAUAUAUAAUGAGAAAUAUUUAUGUAGAUUCUCUAAUGAACUGGUUUCUUUAUAUUGCUGUACAAUUAUGGCCUUCCCAUUCUUAAUAAAAAGGCCUAAAAAUAUAUUUUUAUUUGUUAGUUAUUGAUUUAAGCAGGACACAGCACAGGACUGGACAGAUGCCUGAAAUGGAUUCAUUGCGCACUACUUUGUGAGAACAUUUUAUUAUUUGUUUAGUACUAUGAGGCACUUAUCUGAAUAGUUUGUCACCAUCUAUUGUUGACCAAAGGUAUUGUUUUUAAGGCAAGAUUUGGUUUGUAUUUAACAUAAUUAUGCCCCCCGUUUUAGCACUCAGACCCCUUGUGUUGAACAUGCUACAUACUAGCGAGCUGAUUUUUUUAAAUCAAAGUCCACUAGGGGCCUAUGGCAGGUAGACAUUGACUCCAUGGUUGUUGUAUUUCAUGUCUGAGGUUUAUGUUCUAUAAUGGAUGAAAUAAUAUGAAAAUAGCUGAGUAUAGAUUCUCAGCAUAAAAGCAUUUGCUUUCAAAUUGGCAGUGCUAACAUGUAAUUUGAUCCAUUAAUAUGUGUAAGAAAAUUUUAUUGUACCAGGAAAAAUAUACAAUUACCACCUGAAAUAAAUGUUCGGCAAAGGUAAACAGAUCAGGUUUUACAAGUAAAAUUACUCAUGACUGAUAAUCACCAAUACAGUAAAUUUCUGUCAGGAGUAGACUGACAUAGAUAUAAUGCUUAUUUGUUCUAUUUGGGUUGUUGUGGGUUGAUGUGAGAUAAAAAAAAAAAAAAAAAAAAAAUUUGUCAACCCUGCCAUUACAUUACUGGCUUAACCUAGAUGGGUAGGUUCUAACAGUGACUAUUGUACAUUAUAUUAGUUAAUAAUCAGAACUGACAUGCCAUUCUUGUUCAACAGCUUUUAUAACAAAUACAUUUUUUGUUAAAUUCCGUAAAUCAGACCAUCUUCUGGUGUGCCAUAACGCAGAGGGGAAAAAAAAACUUUGAUCCACUUAACUCAGAAAAUAAUACUACAAGCAUUACUUUGGGCAGUGCUCUUCUCAAAGAAUGCCAUUCAGAUCAGUGCUGAAGCAGUGUGAAUGCUGCAGAGAUCCAGCAAACCCAUAUGUGAACUAAUGUCACUUAAGCUAGUUUAAUCGAGGGUCUGGAUUAUGCCACAAAUUAAAUAAUUUUCUGUUACUGGUCAGAAUUAUAACAUUUGCUUUAUUUUUUCCCCCUGUGUUUAUUUUACUUCUAUAAAAAUAUAAAAUUAUAUAAUUUAACAUUUAUGGUAAUUGCAGUGUAUUUCUUGAACAAAUGGAACAACUAGUUUGGUGGGACACAUUAGUUACAAAUUUGGAACAAUCAAUCGAUACAGCAGUUUUAUAUUGUUUUUUUUUUAAAUUCUACCCAGUGUAACAUUGUAGACAAUCUAAUUAGAAUAGAGUCGAAUUGUAGUAUGUCUUAACAUGCUGGUAUUUUAUUUGUAAAAAAUUUUAGGUAGUGUUAAUUCCCAGAAGCUUCCAAAUUCAAGCAAUUAGGCAUUUCAUUAGGAACUCUCCAGAUAUUCACUAGAGAAAUUAUCAGCUUUGUUUAUACCAGUCCUUUAAUUUCAAAAGGUACGGCAAUCCUGAAGUGAUUUAUGUUGAAAAUUUCAAAAAUACGUUUUUUUUUCUUUCCAAUUAAGGACCAAAUGGGAUGGUAUAUCGACAUUUCUUCUUUAAUUAUAAGAAAAAGCAAGUACAAAUAACCAUCAUUUAAUUCCAAAUCAUAUUUUAAUUGCACACUGGGAAAUUUUUGAUACUGUGUGAAGACAAGGUCAAUCACAAGUUGUGCAGGAGUGGUCAGCAUGAGUGAGGCUGUGGCUGGUGUCCUGUGUUGCGUCGUCACAGAGCCAGUACCCCUGAUCUCUGCUUAAAUAACUCUUUCUGGUGAAUUUGUUAUAGAAAAUGAUUACUACUUUGCAUGAUUAAUUGUCUUGUUGAUGGGACACUAAUAAUGAGUAACAGUCACCAAUACAUUACAGACUGAUAUAAAUGAUGUUUUAUUUUGUUAAAAAGCCUGAGUCUGCAUCAUUCCAGCUUAGCACACUAGUCAAAUGGAUUAACUAAUGAGUAAUACUUCAACAUACUAACUCAGUGUAAACGUGAGUCCAGUUUGGCAUGACAUUCUCAGUGUCUCCUUAUUUAAUAACACAUUGUAAAUGUAACAUUACAAUUUUACUACCGGAAAUCAGAGUCCCUGAUCAUUUUAAGACCGUAAACUGAAUUUUUAUUUUAACUUUUUCUAUAUCCCGUAUUUCUGGAAGAGACCCCUGUUAUCCAGUAUUGCCUAUAUUUUGUACCGUGUUAGAGAACCUAAAGAUAUUUUUAUUGCCCAUCUUUUUGGCAUUCUCAUUCGUAAUUUCAUCUUGAAUUACAGAUAAAUAAUAAUAAUAAUAAUGAUAAUAAUAAUAAUCUUGAAAACCAAGCUUUUGUGGUAUCUAAAUGGAAAAACCAAGUUUGCCCUUAAGAAUAUGCUGCAGUAUUUUUGUUUCAACUUGUAUUCGUGUGUUCUUGUGUUCAGAGAUGGUUUAAAUAUGUUUUUAUUGUUGUGAUGAAAUGAAACAAGUUUGUUAUGUUUUAUAACUGCUGUUUUGAGGUAGAUAGUAAGUGGAUUUAUUUAAAAAUUGUGGGUGUUUGACUUGUCAGAAACACUGGGGACUGUGAGUGUGUUUCCAAAUAUUUAAUGACUAAGGACUACAAUUAAAGAACUAAACAUAAUCAUUGUGGAAAUCAACAUUUUUAUUCCCAUUAACCACAAAGGUUGCAAAGCUACCGUGUUUCAGAGGGAACUGUUUAGAAUGAGCACUCAUCUUAACUACUCAAAUUUUAUCAGUAUAUAAACAGGAAGGCAGGAUAUUUUUACCCCCAGUUCAUUUGGUUUGGCACUGGAAGUAUUGAUUAAAGUAAGCAGAGGUGAAAUGUAUGGCACUGGUAUGAAUGACACCCAGUUAUGGAGAUAAAAUAAAGCAAAUCAAGUGGCAAAAUCUAUAUUCUAUAUUCCCAACUGAAAUAGUACUGCACAUGUAAUAAAGGUGAAAAAAAUAGCUGUUAACAUGACUAAUGAUCCCAUGACAAAGCGGUUCAAAGAUUUGCACGAGUCAGCUAUGUUUUCUUGGAUUAAUAGCAAUAUACUUGAGAGGAUAAACACACUUGCAAAUCAAAUAAAUUGGAAAAAAGAACUCUGUAUUGCACUAUGAUAGUGCAGUGUAAAAGAUGGCAUUUGAGAAGGAUUUUUAAUUUCUGCAUUGAUAUGUGAAAUCUGUAGUUAUACAUUUCAGGCAUGUUACCGUUGAGGUCUGUAUGAUGAUAUAUGAUAGCUUGAACACAUUAUUGAAUUAUUUUGUUUUAUUUGCAAUUAAACCAUUAAUAGUACAAUAGGUAAAAUAGAGAACAAUAGAGAACAAUAGAGUUGUGGGCACAUGAUUUUCUGUUUGUUUCCUCUAGUGAUAUGUUUGGACAAAUGGAACUGCACUUAAAUGCCUUUAGUGUAAUUAUACUUAAUAAGAAUUUUAAAAUUGGAUGAACACCAAAAUAAACUUGUUAUAUAAAAGGAUUUUUUAAAAUUGCCUUUCACAGUAAAGUUUCUCUUCUCUGACUAAUGGAAGGAAAAAAGCGGAUUUAAAGGCUUAAAGGCUUUCAAGAAAGAUUGAUAUAUAAAAUCAGUACACUCAUGAUCGUAAUGAUUUUUGUUGUUGUUGUUAAUAAUAUCAUCAUUAUUAUAAUUAUAAUUAUAACACUAAUAAUAAUAAAAUAAUCUAGAAUGAAUAAAAUAGCAAUAGUAGCUAUCCUGUUAUUACAGCUUUGUGGUGUUGCUGAAUAACGAUGUUGCAGUUUGUCUAAAUCUGUUGCGUGUUUGAGGAAGCAAAGGUAUGUGCCUUCUUGUAGUUUUUUGGUGAGCUUAUUGCUGUUCAAAAGCUGAAGCCAGCCAAUUGUGUUUGCACUAAAACCAAAUGCUUUUGUGAUGUAGAGUGUGUAAGUAAGCGUGUUGCUUCACUUUGACAGUAUGCAUGAGUAUGAAAUUGGCAAGUCCCAGGGCUAGGAGAAUCAUUUGUCGAAUCACUGCUUAGAAAAUCCCCAGAAAUAAUCUAUAUUCCAUGUUGUUUUUAGAUUUGGUACUAUCCCAUCUCAACAUAAAUAUUUAUACUGAUCUAUAAUUCCACUAAAAAUAAUUCCAUUCAAUAAAUAGUUGUGAUACAUUAAAAAAAAAAAAAUGAAAACAUGGUUUUUGUAUGAAAAUGCACUUACUGUUGUAAUAUAAUGUAUGAGGUCGCCUCAAGACCAUUGGCCAGUUUGUUUGGUUUAUUUAUGUAAUUAUAUUUUCUGUUGUAGACUUAUUUUCUUUGACAAAAAAAUUAGUUGAAGAAAAAAAAACAAAUGCUUUGUCUUUAAAAUGCACCUUAUUCAUGCUGAUCUGUAAGGAGCUGAUUGGCAGUCCAGUAUCUCUGUUUUAGUACUUUACUUCACAGCAUGUUUUACUGAAAUGUAUUCUUUGGUUGUUUUCAACAUUAUGCUUGUUUUACUAUACUGCCAUACAUAUUAAUAAAAAAACCUUUAUCUAUUUUCUAGAAAUAUUUAAAGGGAUGUGCCAAAGUGUUAGAGGCGAUCUCCCAAGUUCAUUUAAAUUUUUGUUUGUACAUUCUUCUUCCCUCUUUCUUUAGUUACAGCAAUGGUAUGUGCUUUAUAAAAUCAUACAUGUACACUCUAUAAGUGCGUUAAACAGUUUAUUUUAGCAACCGUAUCCUUACUUGACAUUUACACUUAGCCCUGUAUUUCACGUAUAUUUACUAGUGAUGUGUAUAUGUCAUAAUAAAGAAAAUUGCCGUAAUGCUUCAUUAUGUUACAUAUUAUUGUGACUUUUUUCGAAAUACUGUGAAGACUUAUCUUGCAUAUACUUUAUACAGAAGUAUUAAGCCUUAAUACAAAAGUCUAAAAAAAACUUGGUGUGGAAGAAUAAACUGAUUGUUGCUAAGUAAGGAUGAUUUUUUGUAAAUGUUACCAGCACUUUUUUGUAAUUUUCACUUUCUGAGGUAUUGUACAAGUUCACGCUGUUUGUGAAGUUUGAAUAUGAAGGAAUAAAAACUCUAGUACUUUCCUGUACAUUA
Messenger RNA from Paramormyrops kingsleyae, 17099 nucleotides. RefSeq names its product zinc finger and BTB domain containing 20 (gene zbtb20). The record is from RefSeq and is a predicted model, not a curated record. Gene Ontology annotation, biological process: regulation of transcription by RNA polymerase II. Gene Ontology annotation, molecular function: RNA polymerase II cis-regulatory region sequence-specific DNA binding; protein binding; DNA-binding transcription factor activity, RNA polymerase II-specific. Lineage: Eukaryota; Metazoa; Chordata; Actinopteri; Osteoglossiformes; Mormyridae.